This is a messenger RNA of Oppia nitens, 1316 nucleotides long. RefSeq names its product dnaJ homolog subfamily C member 21-like. Gene Ontology annotation, molecular function: nucleic acid binding; zinc ion binding. Bases 175 to 1284 code for a protein of 369 amino acids. Gene Ontology annotation, cellular component: cytoplasm. NCBI's taxonomy places the organism in Eukaryota, Metazoa, Arthropoda, Arachnida, Sarcoptiformes, Oppiidae. The transcript has 4 exons. The record is from RefSeq and is a predicted model, not a curated record.
GACGUAAACAUUUAAACAUUUAAUAAUAUAAUGCAAUCAUAACGACUGUUAGACAAUAUGAUUGUGUGAUUGAUUGGCCAUUGCAUUGACCGCAAUAGUUAUUGUCAUCAGCUUUUCUGUGUGUUUGCCAUUGUCUGAGUCAGAUAUCUGAAGAUUUUUUCGGGUGUGAAAAAAAUGCCGAAAAAGCGCUGUUAUUACGAGAUUAUGGGUCUCGCGAUGGACGCCACUGAUGAAGAUAUUAAGCGCGCGUACCGUCAGUUGGCUCUGAGUUUACAUCCCGACAAAAAUCCCGACAACCAAGAGAUGGCCAACAAUGAGUUCAAAGUGCUUCAAGAAGCCUAUGAAGUGUUGUCCGAUCCGCGCGAAAGAAAAUGGUAUGAUAAACAUAGAGAUGCCAUUCUUUGCGGUCAAGACAGAGACGAUAUUGUGGACAAAGAAGUAGAUGUCUAUCCCUAUUGUAGUUCAUUUUGUUACCAGUCCUUCAGCGACGACGCGAACGGCUUUUAUACUGUUUAUCGCAAUCUCUUUAAAACCAUUGCUGACGAAGAUUUGCCGUUCAGAGAUAGUGAUGACAAAGACUAUGAAGAAAUACCUGAAUUUGGAAACUCAAAGACUCCGUACAGUGAUGUCCACCAGUUUUACUCGUAUUGGAUGAGCUAUUGUACGGCAAAGACGUACUCGUAUUUUGAUAAAUACAAUAUAUUGGACGCACCUAACCGUCGAGUGGCACGACUUAUAGAGAAAGAAAACAAAAAGAUUAGAGACGCGGCCAGAAAAAAACGUAAUGAAGAGAUCAGAAGUUUGGUAGAGUAUGUACGCAAACGCGACAAACGAGUGGCCGAAAAUCGGCGAAAAUUAGAGGCCAAAGCAGAGGAAAAUAAGCGAAAGUCGGAAAUGAUUCGCAAACAGCAAAUAGAGGCCCGAAAUAAAGAGUUAGAGAACUAUCAGGAAUCUGAAUGGACUUCGAUGGCAGCUCUUGAAGAUAAUCUUAAAGAGAUUGAACAGCAUUUAGACGAUGAGCACAACAAGAAAAAGAAAUCAAAAAAGUCGAGAAAAUUGGUCGAUAAUACUGACACUAUUGAGGACAUGAAUGGUGAGAACGAAGAUGAAGACGACAAUGAAUACGAAGACAAUCUCUAUUGUAUUGCAUGCGAUAAAGCAUUCAAAUCCGACAAAGCAUUUGCAAAUCACGAGAACUCUAAGAAACAUAAGACUAAUAUUGCAUUUCUUAGACAACAACUUGAAUCCGAUGAUCAGUUAAUUGAUAAUUCCGGUGAUUCUUGACUUUAAAAUUAUAUUAUUAGAGUAUUAAAACA